UAAAUUUUGUAAUAUAAAAUUCAGUUUUGUUACUCAAAAACAUUUGGUAUAAAAGCUUUAGAUAUUCGAAGAGACGACAUAAACAUUUUGAAGUUGCAUUUCGGAGCUGAUAAUUUUGACUUAAAUCGAAUAAAAUGGUGCUCAAGAAAUGUGCCCUUUGUUUUGCAAUUUUCAUCCUCGUUGCUGAAGCCCGUGCUCAGGAAGGCAACGGAGAAGCGGGUGGAGAAGCUGGAGCAGGAGCUGGAGCUGGAUUUUCUGUAGGAGGAGGAGCAGGAGCUGGUGGAGGUGGAGGUGGUGAAGGUGGUUGUGGCGGAGAAGGAGGCGCAGGAGGAGAAGCAGGAGCUGGAUUUGGUAUGGAAGCCAGUGCCGGAGCCGGAGCUGAAGGUGGUGGCGGAGCUGGCGGCGGAAACUAAGAUUCCAUUAAAUACCAUUAAAAAUGAAUGAAACAUAAAGCUUUAUUAUGCCGUAUUGUUUGUUUUGGUUCCCUUAAAUGUAUUGAAGAAAUGGCAUACUUUUGUAGCAAAUAGAUUCGCUUUAAACGAAAAUAAUGAAAUUAACAAUUAUACCUAUUUGAUUUAAAGAACAUUGGUAGUUUUGUAAGGAAUAUGAAAAACAUUUUCUGCGGGAAGUGCUUACGAGAGUUAAAAAUAAAACUUACAUUUUACUGAUUUCUUAA
Stegodyphus dumicola is the source of this 676-nucleotide messenger RNA. RefSeq lists its product as uncharacterized. NCBI's taxonomy places the organism in Eukaryota, Metazoa, Arthropoda, Arachnida, Araneae, Eresidae. The record is from RefSeq and is a predicted model, not a curated record.